Molecule: messenger RNA, 790 nt
Organism: Amoebophrya sp. A25
Lineage: Eukaryota; Dinophyceae; Syndiniales; Amoebophryaceae
Source: the annotation of a GenBank genome assembly
GAAGAAUUGGAAGAGAAUAGAGGAGCAGCAGAUCAAGUGGACGAAGACAUGAUCAGAAAACUAGAACCAAAACAAGAGCUGAAAGAAGAUCAAGAAGAAGAAGCUUCUAGAAGUACAGGAGCAGCCUUGGAUGCUCUGGAUGAUGAUUUUUGGGCACAAGGACCUUCGGCGUCUUCUUCUUUUCUUGGGUCUAAGAAAACUUCCGCAGCAAAAGCGAAAACUGCUGCUGCACCGAAGAAAGCUGCUGCUGUGCGAUCAAAGUCAACAAAGGCUACACCCAAAGCCUCUGGAACACGCGACUCUGCGUCAAGUGUCGAGAGCACCGCUGAUACAGAGGAUUCUAUGGUUCUAGUGGACAAGAGUGCACAAAAGGAGAAGGCUUCCUCCGUCUCCGUCAAGAAGAAUGGUCCAGCCCCUGCACCUAAGAAGGACCAGUCUGUCGAGACUACUGGAGAACCAGGUAGUGCCAACGCCGCUGAAGAUCGUGCAGCGCGCUUUCAAAAUUUCGAUUCUUGGUUCCGCAAAAAGUUUCGUCCUGUGAAAUACGAGCCACAUCUCUGGACCGACUUCUUGCUCGACUUGCAGAAGAAGCAGGACCCAAAUCGUCUGACCGGCCAUCAUGUCUUAGAGCCAUUGGCUGUUGCACCACAGCGGGGAUUGGCUUUUUACGAUGACAUCACAGAUGUGUUGCUUGGUUUUGAGCUGGAGCGGCGGUUCGGGUUUGCGGGAGAUCAAUCAACGCAACUGCGAUUGGCUGGAUAUGCAGCGCCGUCUUCAUCCACAUCUUCUA